ACAUUACGAUAUUAUUUGUGGUUAAUUUGCGCGCGCCGGCGUUGGGUGAAAAAUUAUAAAGACUGCCUGAGAUCUGGAUAAAUAAGUGAAUGUGACUCGAUGAGCGACAAAGGAACCAUUCCGAUUUCAUAGAUAAGCGCGGUCAACAAAGAAACAAAUAUGAUAAGCCUAAUAAUGCCACUGGCGGCGACGGCCAUACCCAUUAGUGCCAUUCUUUUUGUUGCCGGCACGUUUCUGUUCAAGGGAUUCCUCAAUAUACGUUCCCGCUACGAUGCCCGCGUGAAUUGUUGGUUCUGCAAUGGCAACGCACGAGUUCCCUACGCGGAUCGCAAUAGUUGGACCUGCCCCAAGUGCGAGCAGUACAAUGGAUUCACCAAGGACGGUGACUACAACAGGGACAUGACCUCGCAGCGGGACUGCAGCCUUGGCUCCCAGAAGAACAGCUCCCACGGCAGCUCGAGCAUCUGCGCGAACUCCUAUUACCAGGACGUCCUGGCCGCGAACCCUCCAGAGCCCAAAAAUGGCCUGUGCGACCAGUGCAACGAGGCCCAGCGCCUCAAGGUCGAGAAGUUGUCGCAGUUCGAGCCCAAGAAUGAGUCGCGAUUUGAUCAGGAACUUAAGGUUUACAGAGAACGACUGGAGAAGCAGUUUCGCCUGUGCAGCAGCUGCGAACGGCACGUGAACAAAGUCCUGCACGAGAAGAAGAAAAUGGUGUUGAGCUCCAAGUUCCUAAACUAUAUCAUCAAGGGGGCAUCGCUGCUCAAGCAGCCGCACUUCAAUCGGUUGGCUAGUGCCCAAAAGCAGUACAAACUCCAGCGAUACCGCGCUCUAAUGACCAUCCUGACCGUGGUCAACAUUAUUUGCCUGCUCUGCCGCUUGCCACAUGGAACAGCCCAUCAGUUUACGACUUUCCUUGGAAAAUUCGUUGGAUUAGCCCUGUUCUAUGCCUACUCCCAUGUGCUGGCCUUUAUUCGAGUUCUGACCUCCGCCGUGGGCAUUUUUCUGGAACAGCGGGAAACAACAUCGAAACUAUUAUUAUACUGCCGUACUUUUGGCAAGCUAUUGCUGUAUUCGGUGGGCUUAAGCCAGCAGCAAGUGCAGCAGGCCACCUUUGCAUCUUGUUUUAUUGGGGUCUACCCAUAUGCCAUGUUGGCCCUGAGUUUCCUGCACAAGAUCAAUGACGGCUUGAAGUUUACGCGAUUUACCAUCGCCCUACUGCUGUGGAGUGCGUAUGCAACGGGAACCGAACUGCUAGCUCCUCAUAUUGAUGGAAUCUCUUUUAUACUACUGGGCAGUGUUUUCACCCUGGUUUUGUUGAUCACCAACCAGUCCAAUCUGCUUAGUCAAACGAGUCACAACGAGUCCGCCUGCGAGAGUUUCCAUCGCCUCUGUGCGGAUGAAUGUGAUGAGGAAACGCUAAGCAUGCUCAGUCAGCAGUUAAGCGGGUGCAGCAAUACCAGCACUGGCAAUAUAUCGCUCCGCUCCGCCUCAGUUUGCCAUUCACCUGCUCCCACAAUCUCGCAGCGAACAAUUCAACCGCCCGCUUCUCUGUUGUCCCUGGAUUCGUUGCACCUGUCAAAGCAACGGAUGGAACAGCAGGCCUGGUCCUCGAACUAUGGAGGAGCGUCUACAGUGGUUACGCCGCAAGUCCAACAUCCGUUGAUGUUCCAGCAGAAACCGAUGAGGCCAAUGGAGUCCCAAUGGUAUCGUCCCGGUUAUGGUAACAUGGCCCAGAACCAGGCUUUUACCAGAUCCACGCACAAUUUGUUGAUGCCAUCGCGUUUGCCGGUCAUAAACAGGAAUGUCGGCGGCGCUGAUGUAAGCGCCUGGGUGGCGGCCAAUCAAAGUAUCAACCAGGACCUAAGCACUGCCAGUCUUAUGAGACACUACGAGGAGAAACAGCAGCAACUCUCACGCACCUCGUCCCAAUCUUCCGGAUUCGAGUCGCAGCCCCGACCAGAGACGCAAUGGGGAACAGCUGCGCCGACCAUUAGGGACUACGGCUGGUCCGACACUCGGGGAAGUCAACGCAACCUGGCUGCUUUCCCGCCCCUAGCAUCGCCCACUCCCACAUUGGCGCACAGUGAAUUUCCGUACUCGAGGACAACUGUGCCGCAGCAACAGCCAACCAUUCAGCCUGGGGAUUUACUUAGGAAAUGGAUCGAGGGCAGCUCCAAAGCCACACAACCAAUCCACUGAAAUGUGAUACAAAGUCAUAAAUAUCUAGGAAAUCAGAGAAGAAUUAUAAGAUCAUAGAGAUUCUUAAGAUAGCAAAACAAAUCACAGCCAGUUAGGAAAUAUUACAAAUUUGACUUAACUUCACUGUCAUAUAACUUAUUACUUUUGACUAUUAGUUUUUAAGUUUUCUAUUUUACGGAGGGUUUAUCAGUGUCUGUAGUGCUUAACUAGACGUUCCUGACUUCCGUGGUACCGAUCUACAGACUCUUGAUAGAAGGUAAAAUCGGGUUAGACCUUAAUUAUGUAUUUAAUUGAGAAUUAUCAUUAACAGCCUGUUUUUAUCGUUAACUGAACUCAGCAGGAGCUUCUCCUAAAACUUUGUGACUAACAUAAUUUAGAGAAAUUGUUUAUUAUACAAAUGGAUAUUUUUUGAAAUAAAAUUGGAACAAAACAUAAAA
This is a messenger RNA of Drosophila subpulchrella, 2636 nucleotides long. RefSeq lists its product as uncharacterized. The transcript has 4 exons. NCBI's taxonomy places the organism in Eukaryota, Metazoa, Arthropoda, Insecta, Diptera, Drosophilidae. The coding region runs from base 160 to 2199 and encodes 679 amino acids. The record is from RefSeq and is a predicted model, not a curated record. Gene Ontology annotation, molecular function: lamin binding; actin filament binding. Gene Ontology annotation, biological process: nuclear migration along microtubule. Gene Ontology annotation, cellular component: nuclear membrane.